This is a messenger RNA of Dibothriocephalus latus, 870 nucleotides long. Lineage: Eukaryota; Metazoa; Platyhelminthes; Cestoda; Diphyllobothriidea; Diphyllobothriidae. The record is from the annotation of a GenBank genome assembly.
AUGCUGUCAGGAUCCAUUUUGGAUGGCUCUCGAAUCGAAGUUAACUGGGCCAAGCCCGCAGACAAGUCCGACGGUCUUCGCAUUCAGCGUUCAGAUACGGUGACGGGAAGUGUGAACCGAAACGUGGAGGAGAACCUCCUGCUAAAUCUCUUUAACCUCUCCAUGAAACCACAGCCAUCUAUAACCAACCGCGGUAGUCAGUCUGUUCAAAUGGUGGGCAGCUGUCUACCAACCACCGUGGGAAACCUAGCAUUACCUGUUGUUGGUGGAGAUGGAAGUUCCGUUCUGCAAGCCAGUUUCGCUCCUACAAUGCUUUCCAAUGCAACCGCACUUCAACAACGCACGGGAACAUUCGCGGGACAGGGGUCUCGUGUUGGCGAAACGGACACCAACAACGUCAACUUCUUUAACAAGCUUCUGAUGACGCACUUACAGGGCAGGAUGAACAAUGAGCAAAACGAGAGGCGCAUUCGGGAGGCCUUCAUUGUUUCACAGAUUCUUAACGGCUCGAAACAGCCGACUUCAAGGAUGCAUUCCGUGAUGCCAAAUGCCACCAAAUAUCAGCUAGGCAAUUCCAACGACGAACCUUUGCCGCUGGACAGAGAACUGCCCCCAAAAUUGAUGACAGUGUCUUCCAUCGACCCCACAAAGGCCUCCUUCACUCUCUCUUAUGCCCCCCUCUACUCAAACGCAUCAGCAGCCACGGAGCCCAUGGAUUUCUUCACCUUCGCUAUUCGCCACAAACGAGAAGACGGCAGCGCUGCCGACACCUGUUGGGUUAGGGAAACCUCAGACUGUGAAGGAUCCCUUCAGCGCUUUUCGCAGCCCCUCCAACUUCGCGACGACAACAUCAGCAAACACAUACUCUGA